Molecule: messenger RNA, 1838 nt
Organism: Gadus morhua (Atlantic cod)
Lineage: Eukaryota; Metazoa; Chordata; Actinopteri; Gadiformes; Gadidae
Product: fructose-bisphosphate aldolase A
Exons: 8
Coding region: 156-1250 (364 amino acids)
Biological process (GO): glycolytic process
Molecular function (GO): fructose-bisphosphate aldolase activity
Source: RefSeq, a predicted model, not a curated record
UUGCCGCUGUGGCGAAGCCCCAAGCUCCCGCCCAGCCUCUUGAUAUUUUACGGGGCUGGACAUCCUCUUCCUACAUUGCCUGACAUUGCCACAGAGAGCUCAGCACUUCCUGAUCUGUUUCCUCCUCAGCCAUCGCACACAAUAUUUGAGUCAACAUGCCUCACGCUUACCCCUUUCUGUCGACGGAGCAAAAGAAGGAGCUCAGCGACAUUGCCAAGAAGAUCGUGGCCCCCGGGAAAGGCAUCCUAGCCGCCGAUGAAUCUACAGGCAGCGUCGCCAAGCGCUUCCAGGGCAUCAACGCGGAGAACACGGAGGAGAACCGCCGGCUCUACCGCCAGCUGCUGUUCACGGCGGACGACCGCGUGGCGCCCUGCAUCGGCGGCGUCAUCUUCUUCCACGAGACGCUGUACCAGAAGACGGACGACGGCAAGCUGUUCCCCCAGCUCAUCCGGGAGCGCGGCCAGGUGGUGGGCAUCAAGGUGGACAAGGGCGUGAUGCCCCUGGCCGGCACCGACGGCGAGACCACCACACAGGGUCUGGACGGUCUGUACGAGCGCUGUGCUCAGUACAAGAAGGACGGCGCCGACUUCGCCAAGUGGCGCUGUGUGCUGAAGAUCACCGAGAACACGCCCUCUGAGCUGGCCAUCAUGGAGAACGCCAACGUGCUGGCCCGCUACGCCAGCAUCUGCCAGAUGCACGGCAUCGUGCCCAUCGUGGAGCCCGAGAUCCUCCCUGACGGCGACCACGACCUGCAGAGGACCCAGUACGUCACCGAGAAGGUGCUGGCGGCUGUCUACAAGGCGCUGUCGGACCACCACGUCUACCUGGAGGGCACCCUGCUCAAGCCCAACAUGGUCACCGCCGGACACUCCUGCACCCGCAAGUACAGCGCCCAGGAGGUCGCCAUGGCAACCGUCACGGCCCUGCGCCGCACCGUGCCUCCCGCAGUGCCAGGCGUGACCUUCCUCUCCGGAGGUCAGAGCGAAGAGCAGGCCUCCAUCAACCUGAACGCCAUCAAUCAGUGCCCCCUGGGCCGGCCCUGGGCCCUCACCUUCUCCUACGGCCGCGCCCUGCAGGCCUCGGCCCUCAAAGCCUGGGGAGGGAAGAAGGAGAAUGGCAAGGCCUGCCAGGAGGAGUACAUCAAGAGGGCCCUGAACAACAACCUGGCCUCCCAGGGCAAGUACGUGUCCAGCGGAGACAAGGGGGCCGCCGGGGGAGAGUCCCUCUACGUGGCCAACCACGCCUACUAGACAUCUCCCAGCCCCCCCCCCAUCAUCACAUGACUACGACGUCGUCCAGUGAGCCCAGAUGUUACCCAACCGGCCACCUGCUGCAUCGCACACGGGCACAUCAGAUACUACACCAUUACCCCCCCCCCCCCCCACACAGACCCCCCCCCCCCCCCACAGUUUCUAACCACGGACUUUGUUAACGUCACUCACAGUUAUUAUUAUUUUUUGUUGUGCUGUCGCAUGUCGUGCCGUGUCACUUUAGCCCCUGUCCCCCCCACCCCAUCUACUGUGCACUCAAAACACCCUCCAUAUGAGUAUAAAAACCAGUCCCCCCCCCGUCCCCGUCCUCCCUCACUGUCGCCAGGGAUACGAUCCUGCUGUAUUAACGUUGUCCAGUGAGGUGUAUGCGUCUCUUGACCCCUAGGUCUUGUGUGAGUAUAAGAGCUAUUUUAAUAAAUCCUAAGUAGUCGUGCCUUCAUCUCUCCAAUCUCCCAACACCUGCUGGAGGAAGACCUAGGCUGGUUAAUCCGAAUUGUGUCGACGCUUAUAACUAAAGUAUAUGCACUGGAAAAGAAAAACAAAUAAAAUAUAACUGAUACUAAUACA